Aedes aegypti (yellow fever mosquito) is the source of this 1385-nucleotide messenger RNA. Its product is annotated as arrestin domain-containing protein 17. The transcript is spliced from 3 exons. Bases 256 to 1206 code for a protein of 316 amino acids. The record is from RefSeq and is a predicted model, not a curated record. Gene Ontology annotation, cellular component: cytoplasm. NCBI's taxonomy places the organism in Eukaryota, Metazoa, Arthropoda, Insecta, Diptera, Culicidae. Gene Ontology annotation, biological process: protein transport.
GUGAAAUCCCACACGCACGCGAUACGAGUGAUUGUGUUGCGCCUUGAAGGUAUGCAGCACGUACAACGGUUUGGGUCCGAUUCGCUCGUCGUCAGUGUUUACUACGAUCUCGCGAAACGUUAACGGUUGCUCUCUAUCGCCGUCCGGUCUCGUUCGAGACGCAAUUUUUCAUCUCUGGCUCAUCUUGGAAUUUGACAAAUGUUAAUUGGGUUUUGAAGAGACAUUUUCUAACAGAAUAGUGAUAAAGUUGAAACCAUGCCAACCACCUGUAAGAUAUGGCUACGGAACGACACCAAGGUGUACAACUGCGGCGAGAAGGUGGAAGGUACGGUCGAGCUGACCGUAACCGAAACCAAAAGGAUGAAUGCCAUCAGAUUGAUCAUCGCUGGAGUGGCCACCGUAGACUGGGAUCAGUUUAGGGGAGCGAAGAAGACAUUGCGAUUCAAAGGAAGUGAAGCCUGUUUUGACUCGGAAAUCGACCUGCUGGGAGCCAAUGGCGAGGAGGUGGACGUCCAGGCAGGCACAACCUCGUACAGUUUCGAUUGUUAUCUCCCGGACUCGUUGCCGCCGUCCUUCGAGGGAGAAUACGGCCGAAUACAGUACAUCAUAACGGUGGUUCUGCAGCGGUCCGGCCGGGUGGACAAAACCUUCACGAUCGAGUUCACUGUCCGAAGGGGCUUGGAUCUGAACGCCGAACCAUCGUCCAUUCGCCGUCCGGCCCGAAUCGAAAGCAGCAACACGUUCCGCUGUUGGCCAUGUCGUUCCGGUCCGCUGGUGGUGGCACUGCAGGUUCCAGCUACCGGUUUUGUGGCAGGUCAGAGAAUUCCCGUUGUUCUGGAAGUCAGCAAUCGCAGCGGGUGCAAAAUCCAUCUCAUCCAGCUGAAGCUGGUCAUGGUUGUGGCCUACACCAGUGACACCCCGCGAGUUAAGGUCAAGACCAAUCGUCAGGAUGUGACCGGUGCAGAGCUCGAUCAGGUCGAUGACCCCGACGUGGUCCGGUAUGAGGAAAGCAUCCUGGUGCCCCAGACACCGGUCACCAGUACCGACGAUAGCUGCAAGAUCAUUCAGAUCGUGUACGAGCUGGAGGCGGAACUGGAAGUCGGUGCGUUGCAUCAGGUGAUGAAACUGGCCAUUCCCAUCGUCAUCGGCACUGUACCGCUGGAUUCCGAUCGACGCGAGUCAACGAUUAUGGAGAUAGAAUCUUAAUAAUGGCCCUCGAAUGAGAGAAUUGAGCCAUGAGGAGACUCGUUUUCCAAAUUCAUGUUAACAUUAUACAUUUUACCGUUCAUGACAUAUGUAUGCUUAUAGUACAAUGAUCUGCAGUGUUUUAAUAUUCACUAGAUUAAAUAUACUCCGAACAAUAAAUCGAUAUCGCUCAAAACUUA